Molecule: messenger RNA, 764 nt
Organism: Sphaeroforma arctica JP610
Lineage: Eukaryota; Ichthyosporea; Ichthyophonida
Exons: 8
Biological process (GO): double-strand break repair via synthesis-dependent strand annealing; reciprocal meiotic recombination
Cellular component (GO): nucleus
Molecular function (GO): DNA translocase activity; ATP binding; ATP-dependent chromatin remodeler activity
Source: RefSeq, a predicted model, not a curated record
GAGACGAAGCAUGGCCCCGAGCCAGCGCUUGUCGUUCGGCGGAAAGCGGGACGAGAAUGAUCUCACACAAGUACCUAUGCACUCGGCCAAGAAGAUCCCCAGGCGCAGAAGUAUGGGUGCGGAUAUAACUAACACAUCCCAAUCUCAGACGCUGGUUCUGAGCGGCUCAUCGCCCGAAUCUUUAACGGAACAUGAAGCCCGAGUGCGCGCAAUCCUCUCCAGGCCGUUCGUCGUGCCCAUCCGUGGCUGGAAUGGAAUGAGCCGAGGUACUCUUGGCCUGGGUAAGAACAGGGUGAACACUGCCAUGCACAAUCCCUUUGAGGAGAACGCUCUUGUGCUGUUCGAGCCCAUCACCUCCGCCCAGCCGACAAAUGACCCGAAGUCGGUUCAAGUUCACGUGGUGGUGGAUCCUUGCCUGUCCAAAGUACUGCGCCCACAUCAGCGCGAGGGUGUGCAGUUUAUGUACGACUGUCUGACGGGUGUUAAGCUGGAGAAUGGCGAAGGAUGCAUCAUGGCCGAUGAUAUGGGACUCGGGAAGACACUCCAGUGUGUCACAUUGGUCUGGACGCUCCUCAAACAGGGACCAUAUGCCAAGCGACUGAUCAACAAGGGUAUCAUCGUAGCGCCCUCCAGUCUGGUCCAGAACUGGGCGAACGAAUUUAAGAAAUGGCUGGGGCCAACGCGCGUAUCGUGUCUAGUCAUGGACGGCGGCAAGAAGACUGACAUCCGCGCCAGUCUGAAUCGCUUUAUGGAUCAAGGAGGUA